Molecule: messenger RNA, 3609 nt
Organism: Macrosteles quadrilineatus (aster leafhopper)
Lineage: Eukaryota; Metazoa; Arthropoda; Insecta; Hemiptera; Cicadellidae
Exons: 17
Coding region: 19-3609 (1196 amino acids)
Molecular function (GO): protein binding
Source: RefSeq, a predicted model, not a curated record
CAUCAGUAUCCAACUGACAUGGGACUCUUCAGUUAUGCUGUGGCGGCAUGGUUAGUGAGCCAUGCUGUAGCAGGCCCAGUGAGACAGGAUGAUAUAUGUGGAGUCACCAAUGGUCGCAGGCUCUACCUGGAGCAGGGGGAGAGGGGGGUGUUGACUGCCAGAAACAUCUCUACCAGCCUUCGUCAUCAACAGCAGGGAUCCCUGCAGUCCCAUGAGCAGUGUAGUCUAGAGGUUGUCACUUGUCCAUCAUGUGUGAUCGUAGUGAGGUUCCGACACCUCGCCUUGUCCCCUCAGUGUGGCGGAGGUCUGAUGGACGCUCCGUGUCGCUGUGACUACCUCUGGCUAUCCGAGCCUCCCUACGACGAUGUCUCAGGCACUCCGUUCUGUGGCCACUUCCCUCCCUCCUUGUCACCACCUGUGUUUCGCAGCCAGACAAGGACGUUGGUCCUGGCAUUGCUCUUCAGUCAGGCUCACAAACAUGCUUUCACAUUAGAAUACUCUUCAGAAAGGAAUCGACAGCACCUAGUGGGUAAGCCUAGCAGCACAGCUAUGAUGGGAACUGUGAGCAACUCUAGCGUCGGAGGUAUCAUAACGUCCCCAUUCUUCCCCAGCCAGUACCCUCGGGACCUCGGCGCUGAGUACAUCAUCAGCUGUGAGGCAGACGCUGGUGCCAGUUGUAGAGUCAGACUUCUGUUUAACGACUUCCAGCUGGCCGGAGUCUCAAUCAUGGAGUUUUAUGACUGGAAUGGACAAAGGAUCGAGGUAAGCAGUGGAGCUUUAUUUCGUCCACCAGCCAUCAUCACGUCAGGACCUUCGCUGCUGGUCCGCUUCUACGCAAAUGGAGGAUCUUCAAUUGGCUACAAAGCUUCAUAUUCAUUCAUUUCUGGAAACUAUGACGAAAAGGCUGUAGAACCCAUAACAGAUUGUGGUGGAUAUGUUGAGAAUCUUGGUGGAGCAAUAACAAUGAUGAACAUGGUGGAACGAGGUGGUUCAAUCAAAUCUUAUGACUGCAUCUGGCUUAUUCGACCUCCUACUAACUUUUACCAUCUCAAGACACACAUCUACCUCAAAGUCUCAACCUUUCUUGAUAUGGCUGGAAGCACGGAGUUGGUUGUCCGCCAAGGCCUGACGUCUGAAGGGCCGAUCCUGGAGACAGUGAGACACCCUGUUGCACAGCUAGGUCCGGCCCACGCCCGCACACGCAGGGAAAACAUCCUCCCUCUCAAUGUUGGCUUCUACGUCAGUCUUCGGGGAACAUUCAGUUCCGUGUCUCGACUUGCUAUAGUUUACACCGCAUUCACUUACAUGGAUUGCUUUACGGGGUCCGACUAUCUGUGUCAGAAUCACCGUUGCAUCCCUGCGCAGCUACAUUGUGAUGGAUUCGACCACUGCGGAGACAAUAGUGAUGAGCCUGACACCUGCACCAGAGAAUGGGAUGCUGAGCCUGUAGAUCGUAGAUGGUACUCCCAUACACCGAAUUACUACUUCCCCAAGAUGGAACGUUACCCGGACCUAAAGACUGCAACAUUAGUUUUUGUCAUCAGUAGUCUAGGGCUGAUUCUACUCAUAGCUGCCCUGGUGGUUCUCCUGUACCGGAUGGGAGCUAGGGCCAGACAGCAGAGAGAAUUGCAGAACAGGCUGCAGACCAUCAGCGAAUUGCUAGAUGGGGCUCGUAUAGAAGAAGUGGCAGCAGAGGACGAGCCCCCAGUCUAUGAAGCACCACCGGACUAUGAGGAAGUCAUCAAACGGAAAGGUUCUCAGAAGAGAAAAAAGAUAAAGAACCGAAGACCAAGAUCUACUUCAGCACCCAGAACUAGAGGGGAGUCGCUGGCCGCAGUUUCUAUGAAUCAACACAUGGAUGUGACUGUUCCUGCAGCCUCCACCCCUCUCCUUCCCACCACCUCUGUCAACCGCAGCUGUCAAGUCACCCCCUUGCCUGAGUCUCCCCCUCCACCUUACAGCGAGAACCACAUCACCACGCCAGCACACUCCUUGAGACCAGAUGAAACUGUAGAAGUUUUGAACUGGGAAGAGCAAACUCUAAGAGCAUUCUCCAACACUGGACACAGCAAUGUUACGCCUUCCACGAUACUGACCAUUGAAGCUGAGCCCUCUCAGGCUCAUGUGGAUGAACACAGUCUUAUAAGUAUUGACUGUAACUUAUAUGAAAGUAACAACUAUGACAACUCCAUCCCUCCAACAAUCAACAACUCAAAUGUUGCUGUAAGCACAAUUGAUGAGUCGUUGAUUUUCAAGCGCCGUCUGCAUCGUACACCUCGCAAAAGAAAAGGAUUCUCUUUGGACAUAGACACUCUGACGAGACUAUACCCUGAGACGGAAUGUUCCUGUGAAGGAGCCUGUAACUGUCAUCGACCAGUCUCAGCGGACCCUCAGACUAGCAAAACAGAGGACUCCAAUGCACAGCCCGGAGAAAGCGAGAAGAAGGAAGAACAGAAAGCGACACAACUAAAUAAAGUUAUUGAAAUACUGAUGGAAGACAUUAACACCCUGAAACACCAAAUAAGCAAAGAAAAAGAAGAAAAUGCUAGGCUCUCGGAUGUGAUAAUUAAAAAAAUGGAAGUGAUCUUUAAGCUAGAGGAAACCAUCCGGGACAUAUGCCUUGAAGGUGAUUCCAAAAAUUCCAACUCUACCCCAAAAAUGGAAGAAGCACUGGAAACUAAUAAAAAUAAUAGGCCUACAGGCCUACUGAACUUCUCAAACGUCACUAAAGGCCCAGACCCAGUACAAAAAAAAGCUUCAAACAAAAACCCUCAAAACAAAAAGACACAUCCAGAUAAGCCUAUGACCAAGAAUAUACACAAGCCUGAACAAAAACAAAUUGGCCAAAGAAACAGAAAUAGGCCUACAGAAAAUGACGAUACACAGGAGACUGGACCCGACCAAAGGGAAAAAUCUAUAGAACGACCCCUAACCACAAACUCACCUAAAAGCAACAAAAAAACACUUGAAGUACUUCUAUUGGGAGACUCCACACUACGUGCAGCCGCUAGCAUGCUAAAAGCGUCACUGGGACGCACCAUAGACAACAGAGUGAAACCAGGCGCAGUAAUAAAAGACAUUAGCCAACACAUCAGCAGAGCACAAUAUCUUCCUGAAAAAGUGCUGAUAAAUAUAGGCUCAAACAAUGUUGGAACAGCUAAGACACCAAACCAUGUGAUGCGACCAUUAUGGUAUGCUAUAGAAGCAGGGAAAAAAAAAUUCUGUGAAGUAAAAUGGUAUGUAAACGGAAUACUUCCCCGAGCAGAUAUAAGAGACAAGUACAUCCAUAACACAAACGAAGCGCUAAAAUUCAUGUGUCAGCAGUUAGGAGCAACAUACAUAGACACCUCACCAGCAUCCGAAGAAAACUGCUACCAACCAGACGGAAUACAUCCAAACAGACUAGGAGCAUCAACACUGGCGGAAAUUAUUGUGGAAGCCUUGGACUUAAAAACUGAAAACCCAACUCAGGACUCCCUACUGGAAACCUCUACUUCUACAAUAGUAAAUCUCACCAAUGAAGAACACACCCAAGACACACAAAGCCCGACACCUCAAGACCCAAACCCAGACUCAGAAAACACGGACAAUAAUCCAAAAUCCCCAUAG